Molecule: messenger RNA, 2306 nt
Organism: Aedes aegypti (yellow fever mosquito)
Lineage: Eukaryota; Metazoa; Arthropoda; Insecta; Diptera; Culicidae
Product: U3 small nucleolar ribonucleoprotein protein MPP10
Exons: 2
Coding region: 170-2236 (688 amino acids)
Biological process (GO): rRNA processing
Cellular component (GO): small-subunit processome; Mpp10 complex; sno(s)RNA-containing ribonucleoprotein complex
Source: RefSeq, a predicted model, not a curated record
AGAAACGUCAAAAUAAAAACACGCGAGUUUCGUUCUGUGGUGGCGAACGCAUUGCUCAUUCCUUUCGGCGGUUGUUACAAUAAUAUGGAAAUUUCCUUGAUAAUUUCAGUGAUAAAUCGCUUCUAGUUUAUAAAACUAAUCAAAAAUCUUUCGAUAGCUGGCAAACACCAUGGUGAAAGCAAUCAACGGCACAACGCCGCUCAAGAAGGGACUUAAAACAGUGCUGAAAAAGUUCCGCGAUCAUACCAAAAACCCGGAGGUUUUUCUAACAGCCCAAACGACGCGAGCAGAGAAAAUCAAGGCACUGGUGAAAUCACUGUAUGAUCAUGGACAAGAACUCGAACAUCUCGAGUACAGCAAACCUUAUCUCGACGAGCUUGUGGUGGAAGAGAUGGACGAGGAACAAAUCUGGCAGCAGCUGGAGCUGAAAAAUGAACACAUUUUGGGUAGCGAUCUCCCGAAGACAUCCAAGUUGCUCUCGGCGAGCGAGAAGCGACUGCAGUUGCCUUUCCGGACGGACAAUGGCGAAAAUGGAGAUGAACUGGAUGACCAAUCCGAAGAUGAUGCGAUGGAAAGCGAGGGCGAGCUGGAGGAACAGGACGAAGAGACUCCCAAGCAGAAGAAAAAGGCUAAACUGUCCGGGGAGAUGAAAAAGAAAAAGAAGAAAUCCAUCGUAGAUGACGAGUUCUUCAAACUGGAAGAUAUGGCUCGGUUCUUAGACGACGAAGAUGCCCGCGAAAUGAGGCGACAGGCUGGCAAACCGGAGAAAAACCCGUUGAUCGAAAUCGACUACUUCAGUGAAAACGUCGGAAAGGACGAAGACAGCGACAGUGAGGACAUGAAGUACGCUGAUUUCUUCGAAGACGAUGACGAGGAAGGGGACGAGGAAGACGACGAUGAAUUAUCCGAUGGUCAAGAAGAUGAGCAGAGUGAUGAGGGUGAAGAAGACCAAGAUGAACAGGACGAUGAUAUGGAGAGCGAAGACGAUGGUUCUAAAGCUGACGGAGAUGGAGAAAAGGAAGACGAUGAGGACUCCGAAGAUGAAAUGGAACGCAAUCGGCGGUUACGAUUUGAACUAUACAACAGCUCCGGAGAUUUCCUGCCUGGAAACUAUAGCUCUAAGCCGGAUGUUUCGCUAUCUAAACCGGAAGAAGACGACGAGGAAGAGAAUGAAGAUGAAGAAACAAAAGAAAAUCAUGAAGAAAGAGAAGAAAAAGAAGAAGAAGAAGAGAAGGAUGAAGGUCCCAAAUCAUCUUUCGAGUUGAGGCAACAAAAGUUACAGCAAAAAAUCCAGAAAAUGGAAAGUCAAAUGCUACAGGCCAAGCCAUGGCAACUGAAGGGUGAAAUUUCGGCAGACACUCGACCGCAAAAUUCCCUGCUAGAAGAAGUGCUGGAGUUUGAAUCGACCACUCGUCCUGCGCCAAUAGUUACCGAGGAAACCACGAUGCGUCUCGAGGACAUCAUCAAGCAGCGGAUAAAGAACAAAGCCUACGACGACGUGGAACGUAAGAUUCGGCCACCGGACAAUCCUCGCGAAUACCGCAAACAGCUGGUACUCGACUCGGAAAAGAGCAAGGAAUCAUUGGCUCAAAUCUACGAGAAGGACUAUCUCAAGCAGCUGAAGGAUGCCAAUCCUGACGCACAGGAAGCGGAAGAGGAGGAACCAAAAGAGCACAAGGAGAUACGUAACAUGAUGAAAACUCUCCUCGCGCAAUUAGAUGCUCUGUCGAACUUCCAUUACACUCCGCGUCCAGCAGUGCCUGAUCUUAAAAUCAUUACCAACACCCCAGCCAUCAAUAUGGAAGAAGUUGCUCCGGUGGCCACGAGUAGCGCCACACUUCUUGCACCGGAAGAGGUGCACAAUCGACCGAAAGGUGACGUUAUGGCCAAAGGGGAACGCACUAAAACCGACAAGAAUCGCGAGCGGCGGUUGAAAAAGCGCUUCCAGCGGGAAAAGUUCCAACGACAGGCGGAAAAGGAACAGAAACAGCUGGAGAAGGGUUACAAACCGAAGGGCAAGGACCUGCAGGAGAAGCUACUGAAGAAAGUGUCCCAAGCGAAGAACGUCAGCACCAUGGCGGAAACCAAGGGACCAGCCAAGUCAUCGACCGCAUUCUUCUCGCAGCUGCAGGAUGAAGUCAGCUCCCAGAUCAAGAGCAAAACGGAUGCCGGUCGGAAAAAGAACAAGAAGAACGGUGCCAAUGCUGGGAUGCAAGCCACACACAUCAAGUUGUAGGUUAUGUAAGUACAAUGCUACCAGUUAUAUAGUAAGAUGAUUAUUACAUUACCGUGUGUGUUAAUUCUGA